This is a messenger RNA of Brassica oleracea var. oleracea, 2304 nucleotides long. RefSeq names its product geranylgeranyl transferase type-2 subunit alpha. The record is from RefSeq and is a predicted model, not a curated record. Gene Ontology annotation, molecular function: Rab geranylgeranyltransferase activity; protein binding. Gene Ontology annotation, cellular component: cytoplasm; Rab-protein geranylgeranyltransferase complex. Gene Ontology annotation, biological process: protein geranylgeranylation. The transcript has 9 exons. NCBI's taxonomy places the organism in Eukaryota, Viridiplantae, Streptophyta, Magnoliopsida, Brassicales, Brassicaceae. Bases 109 to 2148 code for a protein of 679 amino acids.
ACCUCUCUCUCUCUCUCUCGAAUCUCGUUGCCACGUGACCUAGCAGAUCAAAAGUUUGAAUCCCACACUCUCGCCUACCUCACAUUCGUCUCUUAUCAUCGGGGAAACAUGCACGGCCGUCCAAGGAAGGCUUACAAGCCAGAAGAGGAAGCAGCCUCCGCUGCUAAAGCCGCUAAGCUCAGGGCUCUCCAGUCUCAGUUCAUGUCCAAUCACCAUAACAAAAUUUAUACCAAGGAAGCUGUUGACUUGAGCACGAAGCUCUUAGAGAUCAACCCUGAGGCGUACACCGCUUGGAACUACCGGAAGCUAGCCGUGGAGGAUAAGCUUUCAAGAAUCGAAUCUGAUCCGGACUUGAUCAAGACAAUUCUUGAUGAAGAACUUAGAGUGGUGGAAAGUGCUUUGAGUCAGAACUUCAAGUCAUAUGGUGCUUGGCACCAUCGGAAGUGGGUUUUGAGUAAAGGGCAUUCUUCCGUAGGGAAUGAAUUGCAGCUUUUGAAUAAAUUCCAGAAGCUGGAUACAAGGAACUUUCAUGCUUGGAACUAUCGCAGGUUUGUUGUGGAGCUAACCAAAAGGUCAGAACAGGAUGAGUUGAAGUAUACAGACGAUAUGAUUGGUUCCGAUUUCAGCAACUAUUCUGCUUGGCAUAAUCGUAGUGUACUUCUUUCAAGUUUGCUUGCAAGAAAGGCUGACGGUUUCUUACCAAAUAAAAAGAUUCCUGAUGAAUAUAAACUUGUACAAAAUGCUAUUUUCACGGACGAAGAUGACCAAAGUGGGUGGUUUUAUCAUCUUUGGCUUCUUGAUCAAACUGUUAAUGUGGAGACUCCUCUUCUCACUUCCUCAUGGCCUUCGCAUGGUUCCCGUAUCAGUCUCUAUGCUGGGUGCUCAAAUGGCUCUUUUUCUAAGCUCACUACUUUUGGUUCUGAGUCGGGUUAUUUUCCACUCGUUCUUAACUUUGAUCAAGCUGUUGGUGGAGUCAGUUCGUCUACUGUUACGAUUGAUACUGAAUUGAAAGGAAAUGAGGACCUUGUUUGGGAACCUGUUUCAAAGAAAAACUCUCAUGUGUCCUGUGUAUGGGUUGCUCGUCCUAAAUAUAUAAGUUCAGAACCAUGCUUUGGCAAGGAAUACAAAGUGAAGGUCAAAAUUGGGAACUCUCCAGGAAUUGUUUCUUCCAGAGGAUGCAACUUUAGCGCUUCUUAUGAGUUCGUCUUUACAGCGCAUGUUCAUGACACAGUCGAAGAGUCGUCGCAAGAAGGCAUUGUUUCAUGGACGGAUGGUUUUGAUAUCUGGGAUGCAGAGUCAAAGGAUUUGAACGCUCUUACUACGUUGGAUCGAUCAAACGCUCAGAUGGAUUCUAAAUGGCGUCAGGAAGCUAUAGCGGAAGAGAUUGACUUAUUUCGUGAAUUGCCUGACAGCAAAAUUGGAAAGCUCACUCUGGCAAGGCUUUUGAUGGCUAAAGCUAUGAUAUCGGAUGAUGCUGUUAAGGGUGUUCACUAUAACGAAAUCCUCGAGCUGUAUAAAGAUCUAAUGGCACUGGAUUCUUCGCAUUAUCAGUACUACAAGGAUGUGCACAGCGUAGCUUUACUCCGCAAGGUGACUUCAAGCACUGAAGACUUGUCAGGACACCUCUUUCGUUGCAGGAAUAUGAACAACUCUGUAUGUAUACGGCUGAAUAACUUAUCGCUAUCUCGGAUAGCCUCUGUCGAGAAGUUGCUGUUUGUCCAAAUGUUAGACCUCAGUCACAAUGAGCUUCAUUCAACUGAAGGAUUGGGGGGAAUGCAACUUCUCUCUUGCCUAAAUCUGAGUCACAACAGAAUCCGGAGUUUUUCAGCUUUGGACUCCCUAAGACAUUUGAAACAGCUGAGAGUGUUGGAUGUUUCACACAACCACAUCGGUGAGCACUCAGUUGACACAACACGGUACCUUUGCUCUUCACCGCUUUUUAAUUCGGAGUGGACUCAGGAUGAAGUUGGUCGACAGAUGCCUACUUUGGUCACCAAAUACUGGGAUGCGUAUUUCGUGUUAAGAGAUUUGAAUCUCAAACAGUUAGAUAUAACAGGCAACGUAAUCGCAGGGGACGUGUUCAGCUCUUUUGUUCUCCGAGUUGUGCCAAAGCUUGUAUGGCUUGACGGCAAGAAACUUGAGAUUUAGAUCAUAGGCCAAGGUUUUUUGCUUUAUUUAUGGAUCAUCAAACUCCCCAAAGCAAUUUGGAUUCUCUUGAUGGUUCUUGUUGUUGUGAUUUGUUUCUCAUCAAUCUUGUUAUAUGACCUUUUAUAAUGACUGCAUCCUCUGAACCGAUUCCAAACU